This is a messenger RNA of Pantherophis guttatus, 2785 nucleotides long. It is a transcript of the gene TMEM41A, whose product is annotated as transmembrane protein 41A. The record is from RefSeq and is a predicted model, not a curated record. Lineage: Eukaryota; Metazoa; Chordata; Lepidosauria; Squamata; Colubridae.
UGGCUGAGGAAUUCUGGGAGUUGAAGUCCACAAGUCUUAAAGAGGCCAAGGGUUGGAGACCCCUGGUUUAACGUAACCCGUGUCUUUUAAGUGGCUCUUCUUUUGGGCGACUCAUGCUCGGAGAGGAAUCGUCGGUUAAGCAGAUCCGGAUCCCGCUCACUUUCGUUCACUCCUUCAUUUAUUAAUAAAAGGGGCGGCCUACAACCAAUAAAACAGCACAGAAUCGGCAGCAAUACAAUUAAAAGCUUUUCCCCAAGAUUAGCCCAGGCACAGCUCCAUUGUCUCUGGGCGAAGAACCAUCAACGGCGGCAGCAGCACCCGACAUUAACCUCCUCUAAAGCAGCGUUUCUCCACCUCACCAUUUUUAAUUCUGGGGAGUUGAAGUUUUAAGUUGUAGAUCUUUAAAAAAAAAAGUUGUGGAAACAAUGCUAGAGGGAAUGACGGGCUCCUGCAUGUCCUCUUGGCGCAGGAAGUUUCGCCAUUUAUUUUAAUCUAUGGAAGGAAGGAAGGAGAAAUCGUGUGACGGGCCAGUUGCCUGUAGUUCCUGCUCCUCGGCUGUUCCUCUUGAUCUCCCUUACGAUGCGGUCCUUGGUGGGGUUCUUGCUGAUCCUGGCAGCGGCCACCUCGGGUCUUUAUUUGCUAACUGCCUGGCUGCCUGGAGGGCCGCACGCGGGAAGCAGGUCAUUAAAAUUCCCUUCAGAUCUAGAGGAACUACAAGAACUUGCAGAGUUUCUUCAGUACUACAAUAAAGAGCACCAUGCAUACGUGAUUCUGCUUUUCUGCAGUGCUUACCUGUACAAACAAACCUUUGGCAUACCAGGCUCUGGCUUUCUGAACAUCCUUGCUGGGGCUCUCUUUGGACCAUGGAUAGGACUUCUAUUAUGUUCUAUUUUGACUUCUGUGGGUGCUACUUGUUGCUAUGGACUAUCCAAUAUUUUUGGAAAAAGCUUUGUUACCUACUAUUUUCCUGAUAAAGUCACCAUGCUUCAGAGGAAGGUAGAAGAAAAUAGACAUUCUUUGUUCUUCUUCUUGUUAUUUUUGAGGCUGCUCCCCAUGACUCCAAACUGGUUUCUGAAUCUUGCAUCACCAGUCUUGAACAUCCACGUGGCUCAGUUUUUCUUCUCUGUUCUCAUAGGAUUGAUUCCUUAUAAUUUUAUCUGUGUCCAGACAGGCUCUGUACUUUCACAGAUAUCUUCCCUGGAUAACAUUUUAUCCUGGAGUAACUUAUUCAAGAUGUUGGCUAUAGCCAUGAUGGCAUUAAUCCCUGGGACUUUUAUUAAGAAAUUCAGUCACAAACAUCUCAAUUUAGAUAAAAGUGAAAAGAAAAGUCACUUGCUGAAUGGAAGGAAAUGCAACUGAAUAGACCAUCCUUAAACAGAUAUCGGACAAUAUGGAAUUCUAUUUAAGGGAGAAUUGCUAUUUUGAAUGAGCAGUUCUGUUGUCACUGAACUUUGGACUUAUCACUGUUUUAGGCAUCCUCUUUUGCUAAUAUAUAAAGAUGAGUCUUUAAAAAUGCUGUUUUUUAGAAAAGAGCUGAGACUGGUAUGUCCCAUUUUAUAAAAUUACUUGUGAUCCAGUUUAUCCAGAAGUUGGAAUUUGAGGGGCCAAGUGGACCUGCAUCUAUUGAUUUGAGUAAAUCUAAAUCCUAGCAUCACUCAGGAAGUAAGCCUGAAAUUGCUUGCCAGAUGAACAGCAUUUGUUUUGCACAUGAAACAGUUACAAUGUGGUAUUUGGGCCAAAUACUGAUUUGUUUAAAUAAUGGCAAUGAAUUGUUUUUCCUCCCAAUAUGAGGAAUGCAGUGAAUUUUUGUAUUAUUUUACCUGUUGGAAUAUCACAAAGAAGAAAAAUGAUAUAGAGGGCGCUACCGCCAUGCAGGAAUGGCUUGCCUCUUAUCGUUCUCAUUAUUAAAAUUUUAAUAAGUAUCAUAUUUUAUGAUUUCCUAUAUAAGGUAACAUGAAAUGUCUGUGGGGUCUAGAAGAUUUCAGGUUAAGUCUGAAGAAAUUUUCUAACAGUAUGCUCUAUGGAAAAUUGCAUUUUUCACUUUUCAGAGUAAAAUCUUUAUCUUUACAUAAUUGUUAUAUUAAGCAGAAAAGAAUAUACUUUGAAUAUAAUAAUUGAAAUUGUUAUAUUACUUAUUUGUUCAAUCCAGUGUUUCAUAGUUGGGAAAAUCCUAUUUUAAUACGGCCCUUGUUCUUAAUCCAAGUGUUAGCUGACCCCAUAUUGCCCUGAAUUUCCUAUUUGAAAAUGGCCUUGGUCUUGCUUGUCUCUGCAUCAAACUGCAGCUUCAGAAUUCAGGAAAGAUCCUUGUUUUCAUUCUUUUUGUACUACAACAAAGAAAUGGAUAGAAGACGGGACAUUAAGGAAAGUGAUAAGGUUUUGUUUGCCUGAUGUCCGCAAUGAUGUAAGUUUGCCAUUUUAGAAAUCAAAGCAAGCAGAAGGUUCUGUAUCAGUUACUGGAUUUUCUGUGAAUAUUCCCCUAGUUCAUUUGAGGUGGUCUUUGCUACACUUUAAAUCAGAAGUGGGGAAUGAUGGCCCCUUUAUGACUUGUGGAGUUCAACUCCUACAACUUUUUGACUUGUGGAUUUCCAUGGCUGGCUCAGGAAUCCUGGGAGUUGAAGUCCACAAGUCAUAAAGGAGAUAUCGUUCCCCACCCCUGCUCUAAACAAAUGUCAAUAUUGUAUUAAACGUAUCAGUCUUCUCAGCAAACCUCUUAGGAUGGUUUCUGUUAAAUCUUUGUACAUGUGGUGUGCCAAGAAAACAGUAAUAAAAGAUGAUCUGAAAAAUA